AUGAACCCCGCCUUGACACUGGCUUUUGCGGCCGCUAAGAGAUUGCCAUGGAAGAAAGUUCCCGUAUAUUGGACGGCGCAGGUACUAGGGGCGUUUGUGGCUUCAGCGUGUGUUUAUGGCGUAUAUUACGGUGAGCGCAAGGGAAUAAUUUGAUGGAUUGACUGUUAUUAUCUUAGUUCCACAUUUGUUCCAUUUGACGGCAUAUUUAGUAAUGUUUUUUUUUUCUUAAAUUUCUUAAUUAUAUUUUAUUUCCUGUAUCUAAACUUAACAGAUGCCUUGAAUAAAUUUGAUGGUGGUGUUCGUCAGGUACUUGGUCCAAAAGGCACGGCAGGGAUCUGGGCGACUUAUCCUCAGCCCUUCUUAUCAACAGGAAAUGGCUUCGGUGAUCAGGUAAAUACGAGAGACGAAACAGGGGCAGCUGAAAAGUAUGAAAAGGCGAAUCCUUGCUGACGUCAAUGUUUACAUUUUUGCUCAUUAGCAUAGGAAUUAACCCAUAGAAGGCGUCGCCGUAUGUACAAGCUAGGUUCAAAAGAUGAAAGAGCUGGUUAAUAAUUUGAGCAGUAUAUGCAAUUUGCAUCUCUUUGCAACUAGUAACAAAGGAAAUAGCAGCAAUCAAAAACUGUGAAAUUUCUAAGCAGCAAAAACAGCUCAUACAUGCUCAGUUAGUUUGGGGUUUUUCCAAGAGAAUCUAUUAAGGGGUGUUAUCCAUUUAAAUGGGCAAAUGGGUUGGUUCGCGUUGUGGGCAAAUGGUAAGCAAUUCAUCAGUGGUUAAUUUUGUCCCGGAUCGCGUUUACCAUUUGUACAAAUCAGUUUCAUUUACCGAAAAACGGCCGCGAAGGCGUGGAACUGGUGUCAAAGAUGGCUUGGUUUGAAAUAUUUCAUCCGAAAAAAAACAAACAAACAAACAAACAAGACAACCUUUUCAGAUGUUCCGUUGCUCCCGGAAAUUUUCCGUAAGAACGAGCCAAAAAGUCGUUUUCCAUUUACUUUCCAAACGGAUUUUCCAGAAACUAGUAGGAUUCCCCUUCAGAUUGUUUUCACUCGCGUGCUUUGCAGCCAUGCAAAUUUCUUGGAACAAAAGAAUUAUUUUUCUUUACAUUAGAAGUCCCCACAGUUUUCUGCACAGUAAUGGACUGUUUACAUGGAGGUGGGGGGCCCCAGGUAGACGAGGUAACCCGCUUAGGUGGGGUAACCCGCCUGUCCAUGUAACCUCUCAUUUCAGUAGCCUGUUGAGCACGUUUACAUGAUAGGUGGGGUGACCCGUCACAUUUUACCUCACUCAAAUGAGGUCCCCCACCUCCAUGUAAACAGGCCCUAACAUGGCCACCGUUUCAUUGUUUUGUACAGCAUUAUGGCCGCCGUGACGUCAUGCAAAAAGGUCUGAACAGUUCUUUCCUUAGCAUAUACCGCUGUAUUAACGAUUUUGAGUCAGCUUUAAAAUAAAACUUUCCUAUCACAUUUAUUCCCAUUUUGUCAUAAAAAUGUGCCACUUACUCGCACUGUUCAUUAGGUCCUUGGUACCGCGCUGUUUGUGGGCUGUGUCUUCGCCAUCACCGACAAAAAAAAUAAUGCUCCCGACAAAGGAGUAGCACCUUUUAUUAUCGGACUGUUGGUAUUCGUCAUCGGCACAACAUUUGGAUUCAAUUGCGGUUAUGCAAUUAAUCCUGCUAGGGAUCUGGGACCAAGGAUAUUCACUGCCAUGGCAGGAUGGGGCGGCGAAGUGUUCACGUGAGUAAAUGGAGCAUUGCUGUAAGUUUUGUCGUUGUCGUCGUCGUAAUUGUUGUUGGAGUGAUCAACGUCGUAUGGGUUUACUUUUGUCUUGACCAUCUACUCGGCUAUUUCGCUAUUACAAGAAGAGAGAAACCUGCUAAUCCGGAAUUCUUUAUUUAUGAACAAUAGAUGCCUUUGGCCCUGUUCGCCCUACGACAAAAAUAGCCGGUUUGGCGCGUACAAAAAAUUUGAAAAUUGUUUACAAAGUUUUCGUCAAACCAGAAACGUCAAUUAAAGGAACUUUGAUUGGCCAUGUAGGCCUCCAAACUAUCUCGACAGCGUCUUUGAAGUUUGGUGACACUUUGUUAUGUGAAAAGAAAAUCUUUCGCACUAGAAAUGGCUUCCUGUUGACAGAUUUUGUUUUGCAAAACAAACAAAAUUUUGAGUAGUGCGAACAGGGCCUUUCCCAUGAAAUAAUAGAAACUAUCACGUGCUUUCGAGUCUUUGGAAUAGCAUAGAUGCUUAACUUAACUUGUUAGAAAAAGAGACAAUGCAGAGAAAAGUAAGAAAACUCAACUAUCAAUUUCAUGGGGUAGCAUGUUUCUGGUCCUCAGUCUGAGCACGCCAUCUGCGCAAAAUUAUUGUCGGAUAGUAAACCUUGCUCCUGAAAAAUCGAAGAUAAUGAUGCUUAACUAACCCAAAUUCGUACUCUCCAGAAGACUCCCAAGAGAGAUGAGUCCCUCUUUAACGUAGUUUCAACUUUAAAAAAAUUUCAUUGGUUUUAACGGUUCGAAUUAAUAUUUCAGAUCUUUGCUGUGGGGUCAGGGGCUCAGAUGAUUCUAAGCGACUGGAGGUUUGGAAAUUUCUUCUCUGUUAACCUCGGUGGGGGCAUGGGUGUAACGAUGGGAUGCUACUGGGCGUGGGGAAUCUCAGGUAUGCAAAUACAUUUGUACUUAGCAAACACUCUAUCGAUCAGAAAAGCCUGGACAAACAUGUGUGCGGGAAAUAUGAUUAAUAGCCAGUAUCUCUGGCUUGAACAACAAAACUGAAUUGGAUGAAUUUUUUUUUAUUUGGAGAAUGGAAAUAUUGAGGUCUUCGGAUCAUAGUACUGUAGUUAUCUGCCAGUGGGCAACCGAGCUCGAUACAGGUUCAUCGAGCUCAACAUGUCAACCAAGCUCAAUAAACAAUGUACCUCGGGAAAACGUACCUGAUAUGUCGAUAUGUUGUAACCAAGCUUGAAUCCAUUCUUACUCGGUCUCCAUUGACUGUGCUCGACAAGUAAUGGAGCUCGUAAGUCGAGUACGUGGAUCAUAUUAGUUAUCAGGGAAAAACCACACCGAGAAACCAGUGAGGGUCAGCCAGAUCCUUAGUAGACCUGGAUAAGUAAAACCUUCAACACCAAAUUUAAAAUUGAAACAGUAAACUGAUCCUUACGGCAGGAAGCUUGAUGGAAAAAAUAAAAAUAGGCGCCGUUUAAGGACCGAAAUAAAGGGCAAAUAAAAUUCACCAGUUUAGUUUUGUUUUCUUUGUCUUUUUGUACCACUCCUCCAGCCAUAAGUAUCAGUUUGCUAUUUUAAGUUUAAAAUUUGGCGAAUCAGAUACAUUGCACAGUCAAAUAAAUUUGCGUUUCUGAUAGAGAAUCAUCAUAUAUGAAUCGUUUUUACUCACUUGAUCAGCAUCUAUGAAAAUUUUUUCGAAACAAGAAGAUUAAGUUUUUACAUGCAAAAAGAGGACAAUCCACACAGGGUUUUCUUUGCACACUAAAAUGGCCGCCGUUUCAUUGUUUUCUACAUGAAAAAGGCUGUCGUGAUGUCAUGUGAAAAAUGAUCUAAUAGUGUAUACACCUGAUUUAAAAAACGUUGUCUCUUGAAAAGAAUAAACCAUGGACGAUGGGACCUCAUAGAUUCAUGGGCAGAACUUUAUAAGAGUUGUAAAUUUAAAAGUUCUUUCCAGAAAAGUCUAUAUUAUCGAAGCUAUUCGCGACGAGAUGCUCACAUCUUCACCUGUGCGGGGCACAUCAGAGAUUUCUAUUGUUAAUGAGCGUAGCCAUAUCGCUAACGCACACUUGAAAAUCAAAAGAUAAGACAUAAAAAGACCACUGCAUGCCUUAAUAAUCAAGGGUUUGGAUCUGCACCGAGCAGCUCGUAACAAUGUUAACUUUCGCUGAAAGAACUUUGAAUUUGCUUUGCUAAUGAACGUAUAACCAUAAAGCCUUAUCGUUCAUGGUUUACGGUUUUCAAUCAGGUAUAUUACUUCCGCACGUUUGGAAUGUAAUAAGCAGAGGAAAAAAUAAGAGAGAUAUUCAUAUACAUAAUGAUAUACAUUGGUGGUGCCAAAAGAGUCACUUGACAAGUUGUCUGUGAUCAAUGAUUCAAGUUAAUAGGCUACAAUGUGCGAAGUAAUGUACGUAAGCACUUAUUUUGGUCAUCCUUUAAUAGUAAACAUUUUCCCUUGCACCUCUUUCAGGUGCUCAAAUGAACCCCGCCUUGACACUGGCUUUUGCGGCCGCUAAGAGAUUGCCAUGGAAGAAAGUUCCCGUAUAUUGGACGGCGCAGGUACUAGGGGCGUUUGUGGCUUCAGCGUGUGUUUAUGGCGUAUAUUACGGUGAGCGCAAGGGAAUAAUUUGAUGGAUUGACUGUUAUUAUCUUAGUUCCACAUUUGUUCCAUUUGUCGGCAUAUUUAGUAAUGUUUUUUUUUUUCUUAAAUUUCUUAAUUAUAUUUUAUUUCCUGUAUCUAAACUUAACAGAUGCCUUGAAUAAAUUUGAUGGUGGUGUUCGUCAGGUACUUGGUCCAAAAGGCACGGCAGGGAUCUGGGCGACUUAUCCUCAGCCCUUCUUAUCAACAGGAAAUGGCUUCGGUGAUCAGGUAAAUACGAGAGACGAAACAGGGGCAGCUGAAAAGUAUGAAAAGGCGAAUCCUUGCUGACGUCAAUGUUUACAUUUUUGCUCAUUAGCAUAGGAAUUAACCCAUAGAAGGCGUCGCCGUAUGUACAAGCUAGGUUCAAAAGAUGAAAGAGCUGGUUAAUAAUUUGAGCAGUAUAUGCAAUUUGCAUCUCUUUGCAACUAGUAACAAAGGAAAUAGCAGCAAUCAAAAACUGUGAAAUUUCUGGGCAGCAAAAACAGCUCAUACAUGCUUAGUUAGUUUGGGGUUUUUCCAAGAGAAUCUAUUAAGGGGUGUUAUCCAUUUAAAUGGGAAAAUGGAUUGGUUCGCGGUGUGGGCAAAUGGUAAGCAAUUCAUCAGUGGUUAAUUUUGUCCCGGAUCGCGUUUACCAUUUGUACAAAUCAGUUUCAUUUACCGAAAAACGGUCGCGAAGGCAUGGAACUGGUGUCAAAGAUGGCUUGGUUUGAAAUAGUUCAUCCGAAAAAAAAAAAACAAACAAACAAACAAGACAACCUUUUCAGAUGUUCCGUUGCUCCCGGAAAUUUUCCGUAAGAACGAGCCAAAAAGUCGUUUUCCAUUUACUUUCCAAACGGAUUUUCCAGAAACUAGUAGGAUUCCCCUUCAGAUUGUUUUCACUCGCGUGCUUUGCAGCCAUGCAAAUUUCUUGGAACAAAAGAAUUAUUUUUCUUUACAUUAGAAGUCCCCACAGUUUUCUGCACAGUAAUGGACUGUUUACAUGGAGGUGGGGGGCCCCAGGUAGACGAGGUAACCCGCUUAGGUGGGGUAACCCGCCUGUCCAUGUAACCUCUCAUUUCAGUAGCCUGUUGAGCACGUUUACAUGAUAGGUGGGGUGACCCGUCACAUUUUACCUCACUCAAAUGAGGUCCCCCACCUCCAUGUAAACAGGCCCUAACAUGGCCACCGUUUCAUUGUUUUGUACAGCAUUAUGGCCGCCGUGACGUCAUGCAAAAAGGUCUGAACAGUUCUUUCCUUAGCAUAUACCGCUGUAUUAACGAUUUUGAGUCAGCUUUAAAAUAAAACUUUCCUAUCACAUUUAUUCCCAUUUUGUCAUAAAAAUGUGCCACUUACUCGCACUGUUCAUUAGGUCCUUGGUACCGCGCUGUUUGUGGGCUGUGUCUUCGCCAUCACCGACAAAAAAAAUAAUGCUCCCGACAAAGGAGUAGCACCUUUUAUUAUCGGACUGUUGGUAUUCGUCAUCGGCACAACAUUUGGAUUCAAUUGCGGUUAUGCAAUUAAUCCUGCUAGGGAUCUGGGACCAAGGAUAUUCACUGCCAUGGCAGGAUGGGGCGGCGAAGUGUUCACGUGAGUAAAUGGAGCAUUAGUUUCUGAACAGUAUUAAAUUUUCAUGACUUGUUUAUCCAGCAAAACAUAAAACAUAAUUGGCAACGACGAAAACAAAACAGAAUAAUAAUAAUAAUAGAGACCUUUAGCAUCAGGUAAACCGCAAACCUCAAACCGCAAACCGCAGUUACGCGUUAGCAGUUUCGCGUUGCCGAGAUUUCAAACUUUAGCAAGGCGUUUAGUUCGAUUUGUUCAGUUCAGUUCAGUUCACUUUUAUUUAGCCAAAAUACAAUACAAUACAAGAAUACAUAUAGGAAUUGUAAGGUUGCAAGGGAGCCCAGAAGAAACCAGAAGGCUUUAUGAAGCCUGAGCUCCCCAGUCUAAAAGAAAUAAGCAAAAUAAAAUGAUAUUCGCGGAGUGAUACGUUAAAAAUAGGAACCAAACAGAGACUGAGUUAAGUUAUGAAUUUAGUAACAAGAUAGAAAAAAAAUUUAACUCUGGAUUGGAACAGAAUACUUUCCAUUGUUAGUACUGCAGAAAGGAAUAUAAAAUUGAUUUGAACUACGCGUUCAUUGUUUAGGGCCGCCAUGUUGUUUUCAUCAAGUCGAAGUGCAUCACUUUAAUCGCCCAAAAAUCAGCAAUAAUUCAUUGAUUCGAGAUCAAAAAUCCAACAAACACAUCGCAAACGGAUACAAAAAGCUAGUUCAUACCUUUAAACGCGAGGCUGUACAAUUUUUUCUGGCAAAAAACCUUGCCGUAAAUCACUUACCGCUGGAAGCCCUUCCUGCGGUUCAAACGUGAACUGCAAACUGCAAACGUGACCGCAAGGCCGUGGUCACGUGACAUUUUGCGGUUUGCGGUUUGCCGUUUCCCACGAAAAACCUGAUGCUAAAGGUCCCUAAUAAUAAAAAAGUACAAAAACAACAACUACAACAAAUUAUUAUUAUUUUUUUUUACAACAGAAUAAUGAUGUAAUGAGUUAUGAGUGGGGAGUAAAGAAACUGGGAUAAGGUGGAGCCCCCGCCCCCCGUUUUUUCCCCUUUCUCUCUUUUAGUCACCACGCACGUUUUCACUUCUUUUUGCCUUAUCCUCUUCCAUCCCUACCCUUGUCAACUAGAGAGCCUGAUCACAGGCAACCGAAGGUAACCUGCCUGGACAAAAUGGAACUAGAGCCUAAAACCUCGUUAACCUAAAUUCACAGGGCAAGCAAUAACUGGUUUUGGGUUCCAAUCUUUGCAUGUUUCCUUGGCGGUGUCCUCGGUGCCUUGAUCUAUGUUUUCUUCAUUGAAAUGCACCACGAUUUGGAGGAAGGAGAGGAGACCAAGCCGAUGGAACUCGAGAGCAUCAUUACUAGUGAGUAAAGACACUGCAGACGACAAGGAAAAGUUUCCAAGUCUGUUGGACAGAUCCGGACAGGGAGACCUGACGAAGAUAUAACCUUGCAUCAUAUUUGUCUUCUAUUGAUUUUAACUAUAGAUCGUCUAUAGUCAUGUAUACUUUUUUGAUUCCAUGGCAAGUCAAAGCCAUUAUAAAAUAUAUACUGUUUAUAAAAUAUCUGCACUUUUAUUUGACAUAAUAGUGCAAAAGACGGUGCAGACUUCUGAGUUUUGCUGACAGCAUUAGACAAAUCAACUUUCGCAAUCCCACAACUAUAAAAGAAAACUUAAAAUGCUACGGAGAUUAUUCGGUUAACCUUUCAGGUUAGAUCUGUUUUGCAUUAAUGUUGCAUUGAGUUUAGCUAGUCCUAGCUAGAACCAGCGCCAGGCUUGUCACUGGAUCUGAGUGGCGGCAGUCAAUUAUUAUGUAUGUCAUACCUAUUUUCGGCGUUAUUAGAAAUAUGAUUUAUGUCUCUAAUAUUAUAUUUUGCAAUUUUCCGUUUCUAAACUUAAAAGCCUCUUGUUACGUAACUUACAAAAAUAUAACUGUAAACAAUUAAGAAAAUAAUUAAAAGCUUGUUUUAAAAAUUUUGUUCACAUGC
Messenger RNA from Porites evermanni, 7870 nucleotides. The record is from the annotation of a GenBank genome assembly. Lineage: Eukaryota; Metazoa; Cnidaria; Anthozoa; Scleractinia; Poritidae.